Molecule: messenger RNA, 2937 nt
Organism: Cydia strobilella
Lineage: Eukaryota; Metazoa; Arthropoda; Insecta; Lepidoptera; Tortricidae
Product: protein C10-like
Exons: 2
Coding region: 164-1183 (339 amino acids)
Biological process (GO): post-embryonic development
Cellular component (GO): Golgi membrane
Molecular function (GO): UDP-glycosyltransferase activity; hexosyltransferase activity
Source: RefSeq, a predicted model, not a curated record
GUGUAGUGCAGUUCACUCAACUAGUUCGUGAGACGGAGAGCCUGGAUGCUGAAGUGUCCCGCCUCCACAACCAGAUCCGCAGCCACUACCUGCCACCGGUCUCCAUCAGUUCCACUGUGGACACAUCUUUGUAAUUUGAUGCAAAAUCAAUGAACAAUCCAAAAUGAAAAGGAGAAGAAAUCUCUACGUGUUUACUGUGUGUGUGCUCGUGUUUCUUUACUACUUCUGUGGUGUUACUGACUAUGUGUUCUCAAGAGAUUUUGACAGUGAAUUUGACUAUCCACUCAACACGGAUAUUCGGCCAAUUGUUGUCGAUAUAUUAGCUGGUAAUAAACCUAGUGUAACUCCUAUAAACAUAUACCCAUAUAGGUUUCUUAGUAAUUUUGGAAAAUGUAAUGCUGUAGAGAAACUUGACUUGUUUAUAUUAGUCAAAUCUGCUAUAAAUCAUUUUCAACACAGGAAAGCUAUAAGACAGACUUAUGGCCAAGAGAGCUAUCUACCAGGACGCAUCGUCAAAAUCCUCUUCUUUCUUGGAAUAAAUGACAUGAAAUCCCAAACGCAAAGGAUGAUAGAAAAAGAAAUGGACGAACAUGAGGAUAUAAUACAGAUAGAUUUUCAUGAUAAUUAUUAUAACAAUACUAUUAAGACUAUGAUGUCUUUUCGCUGGGCGUAUGAACAUUGCUCUACGGCAGAUUAUUAUUUAUUCACAGAUGACGAUAUGUAUAUAUCAGUUAGUAAUCUUUUGAACUAUGUAUCAGAGCAACCUCCAACAGGAUUAAGCACGACUUUUUAUGAAACCGAAAGAGACAGACUACUUUUCGCCGGUUACGUCUUUAAAUCAGCGCCGCAUAGAUAUAUUACUAGUAAAUGGAAAGUAUCUAGAGAUGAAUAUCCAUGGAACCGUUGGCCGUCUUAUGUCACUGCGGGCGCUUACGUCCUAUCUAACAAAGCUAUUAAAAUAAUGUACAUAGGGAGUUUAUAUGUUAAGCAUUUCAGAUUUGAUGAUAUAUAUUUGGGUAUAGUCGCGAAAAAGGUUGGCAUAGAGCCGACGCAUUGUCCACAUUUUUAUUUUUACAAGAAGAAAUGUAGUAACGAGGAGUAUAGCGAAGUGAUAGCCUCUCAUGGAUACAGUGAUCACAGUGAGUUGGUGAGGGUGUGGAACGAACAGAAUAGGAUUAUUUGAUGGUUGUUUGAUUGUGAUGGAGUGUGACAUUUGUGAAUUUAUUGUAGUGUUGGUUAAGACUCGAGUCCUUUGACUCCUCUGGAUAUAAUUAAAACUUCAACUUGUUAGAGACCCAAGUCUUUUGUGGAGACUAGCCUUUUCAGAGAACUCAUUUUUUUGUAACAAGGAGUCGAGUUUUUCAAAUUUAGACUCAAGACUCGAGUCAAGAUAAUAACACUGAAUUAUUGUGAUAGGAAUAAAUGGAAGCAAUGCUCGUAGUCUCAAGCCCCUGUUAAUAUUAGUUUUGUCGUGUAUUUUGAAAAAAUAAAUAUAUAUAAGUCUCUUCCAUUUAAAUGGAAUUUAAUCUCAGUGACAAGGGAAAAAGGGACUUUUUCGUUAGUUUGAAAUUUAAGCUUGAAGUUUUUACUUAUCCGGCUGAGAUAUAAAUCAGUUGUUAUGUUUCUGAAUUUGGAACCGUUAGUUAAUCAAUAAAAGUUCAGAAUUGAUGGGAAAUUGUGUACGUGGGAUCUCACGAGGCUAAACAUAUUUAUAUUCUUAUGAUAAACACUUUCUAAAUAAGGUAUCUUUAAGGAGCAUAGCACACUGCCGUCGCAUGUCGUUCCGAAGUGCGAAGCGACGAAUUCGCGAGCGGCGACGACGGUCCGGUGGUGCGAUUUUUUUUCGUAUCUUCGUCCGAAGCUGCGGUGCGUGUCGAAUCGCGUCUACGUACAAAAAUCCGUACGGUUGUACGGUACCCAUGGAGCUCAGUGUGGCAUACCCCGCGGCGCGCACCGCAUCUUCGUCCGAAACCACGAAUCGUCGUGCGAUUUGCACCUUCGCACGGAGAGACGGAGCCAGUGUGUUAUUACCGUCUUAGAGGAUAUAAUCAAACGGAGACGCCUUGUCUGUAAUUUUCUGUACAAAAAAGUCUGCUGAUUUUUGCGGGGGAGGGGAACGUCAAAUGUAUACGUAACGUAAAAAUAGCCAUGUCAGAUAAACGUCAGUCCAUACAUUGUGUAUGACCAUUGGCAGACUAUUUUCGACAGAGGGGAACUCCUGUUAAUGGCUACUCCGUUUGGUUAUAUCCUCUAAGUAUACCGUGCGAUUUUUGCAUACGAAUUCUACAGUACAAAGUUAAAAAUCGCAGCAUCGGACGUCGUUCUGAAUUGCGAAGCAGUGUGCUAUGCCCACUCGUUUUGUAUCAGUAUUUUAUCAAGGUAUGCUUAUGAUAACGAAAUUAAUUACCUAUAAAUCAUAAUAUAUAGUAUUUUUGAGAGAUCCGAGGAUUUUUGGGAGGAUGGGGGUUCACCUAAAAUCCUUGGAGCUCGUGCGGAGACUUUAUCUCUGCCACAAAUCCACAAUAAUGUAUUUGAAAUGAAAUGAAAAACCAUAGAUAAUAUUGUCUUAUGUUUAAAGAGUGGGAAAAAUUUACGGCUGUUUGUGCAGGUGAUAGUUUUGUAAAAUAUGUAAUAGGUAAAAGCUACAACUAGGAGGUAAAUAAUAAAAUUGAUUAAAGGAAUAUGUAUAACAAUUGUAUAUUUGAUAAGUAUAUCUCAUCACAACAUUGUAUUGUACUUACCGAUAACGUCAACAAUAAACAUUGUCAUAGAGUCAAACCAAGAAAAGUCUGCAGAUAUUUUGACCACACCCGUUUCUCAAAAGCUUGUACAUAACUUGUAAUACAAGCCGAUGUCACUUUCUGACAGCUUUUGUUAGAAAGGGACUUCCACUUGUAUUUCAAGUUACAAUCUUUUGAGAAACGGGCCCUUGGUGUU